CAAAAUCUGGUGCAGCUGUGCAUGGUUGCCAAUCAGCUUCUAACUUCAGCUUGUUCAAUUAAAGUGUUCCUAAACCCAGAACCCUGCAUUCACUAUAUCUGGUCUCCCACAGACCCUGCAUUCACUAUAUGUGGUCUCUCACAGUACACAGAACAUAGAAAUGCAAUUAUUUUAGUAAAUAUAAACUGCUAAAUAUUUUUCUCAUCAGAAGUUAGAGCAGUCUUGUGACUUCUAUCAGUAUCCAGCAGAGCACGGAUUAAAGCUUGUAGGAGGAGUUUUAAUUCUCCCCU
Molecule: messenger RNA, 290 nt
Organism: Staurois parvus
Lineage: Eukaryota; Metazoa; Chordata; Amphibia; Anura; Ranidae
Source: the annotation of a GenBank genome assembly